UGUGCCUGCAGCUAAGUUAGAGUUCAAAGUUUUUCAUUUUGAGACUCGGAGGACGAGGAAUGGAUCGACUUUUAUCUGAAAGAAAUAUGACUGGAGCAAAGUGCCCUAACCCAGAUAAGGAUUUAUUUGAACACACAGUACUUCCUAUUCUCUACACGUUGGUGUUUAUUAUCGGAGCUCUGUUGAAUGUUUGGGGAUUGAAGACUUUGCUGCAGAACUGGAAGAAACUUAAAAGUAUUAACAUCCUUGUUUUUAAUCUGGGACUAGCAGAUGUUUUGUAUCUGCUAACUCUUCCCUUGCUGAUUACCUACUACCUUAAUGGGAGUAAAUGGAUCUUUGGAGCAGCCGUCUGCAAAGUGACACGAUUCUGCUUUGACCUGAAUUUAUACUGCAGCAUCGGAUUCCUCACAUGUUUGAGUGUUUACAGGUACCUGGCCAUCAUCUACCCGUUGAAAGUGCUGGGGAAAGUUACUAGGACUCACUCUGUGAUCAUCUCAGCCAUGGUGUGGAUUGUGGUGACCGCUCAAAGUCUGCCGGGGGUUUUAAUAUUUCCCAAAAAUUCAGGGAACAACACCACACAGUGCUUUGAUACAACCGAUGGGGAAAAUAUUGAGAAAUACCUGCAGUACAACCUCGUCCGGACAAUCAUCGGGUUCUGCAUCCCGUUUGUUAUCAUCGUGGGCAGCUACGGGCAUGUGACUUUUGUCGUCUGCCACUCAAAUACGAUAAAAAUGGUCACGAAACAACGGAGCCUCAAGUUGCUGAUUCUUAUGAUUCUUUUCUUCUCAAUUUGUUACGCACCACACCACGUAUUCAAGAACCUCAACAUGUAUUCCAGGGUUUUGCAAAGAAGGAAAAUAUGCAGCUCGUGGAAUUCUGGAGUGUUUAUCGCGCACCAGGCAGGCCGUGGGCUGGUGAGCCUGAACAGCGCUCUCAACCCGCUGGUUUACCUCCAUGUAAACGAGGACAUGGGCGCUCAGUUCAAGGAGCUGCUGCAGAGAAGUCGACGUGCGUUCAGUCGUUUUUCUAGGUCAAAAUCCGGCUCUGUGCCCGAACCACAGGAUGGACAAGAGCUCAAGAGUCCUUUGGCCGACUGACUGCGUCUGGAGUCACAAUUUUGUACAGCACUGUUUGCUACACGCUAGAAAAGUGAAAGCAAACAGGUCGGACCAGUUUAACUGUCAGUGGAAUAACAGAUAAGGAUUAUAUAAUGUAAAUGCUGAGUCUAUUUUUAACACAACUGCUUGGUUGAUUUUCAUUUUGUUUUCUUUUUUUUACAU
This is a messenger RNA of Cyprinodon variegatus (sheepshead minnow), 1280 nucleotides long. RefSeq names its product P2Y purinoceptor 1-like. The coding region runs from base 60 to 1097 and encodes 345 amino acids. Gene Ontology annotation, molecular function: neuropeptide receptor activity. Gene Ontology annotation, cellular component: membrane. The transcript has a single exon. The record is from RefSeq and is a predicted model, not a curated record. Gene Ontology annotation, biological process: G protein-coupled receptor signaling pathway. NCBI's taxonomy places the organism in Eukaryota, Metazoa, Chordata, Actinopteri, Cyprinodontiformes, Cyprinodontidae.